CCUGCCUGAUCCUGCUUCCUUCCCUUCUGGUGUCUGUGGCCGCCAUUCCGUCGUUUACAUCCAACAUGACGUCUGUGGAAAUUCCAGAGGAUACAAAAGUUGGUGACACGGUUUUCUGGAUGACGGUCAAUGACCCGACUCAGAGCGAUCUGAUCUUUGGCAUCACUCCAUCAAGUUAUUCCGGUUUCUUCAAUGUCACAAAUAGUACUGGAGAGGUGACACUCCGGGCCUUGCUGGAUUACGAGACAACGACACAUUUUGAAAUAGAGAUCUUUGUGCUGCAAUUAAACGAAAGAGUCACAAAGUAUAUGCUAGUGAAGAUACUGGAUCGGAAUGACAAUAAGCCUAUUUUCAUGAAUACUGUCUCCUCCAUCAGCAUCAGUGAGAUCCUGCCGCCGGGCUCCGUGAUAUACAACGCGACGGCAAAAGACGCAGAUUCAGGACUAGCAGGGUCAGUGAUCUACAACAUCAGCGGGGUCGUCCCCAACAACAACGAGACCAAGAAUCUCUUCACCAUCGAGAUAAAUGGUUCCGUCAUUCUCCAAGACAAACUGAGCUAUAACAACAAGAGUUCCUCCUACCAGCUGAAACUUGGGGCCUGUGACAGGGGGGGCGAGUAUAACGGGAAACACGUCACCCAGUGCUCCGAUCCCUUCUACCUGUCCAUCACUGUGAUCGACGAGGCUGACCUGGACCCUCAGUUUCUCCGGGAGUUCUACUCGGCCUCGGUGGCUGAGGAUGCACCUGAGGGGACAUCAGUGCUGAAGGUGGAGGCUGUGGAUGGCGACAAAGGUCUCAACUGGGAACUGACAUACAGCAUCACGGACUCCACCAAUCCUGGCUGGUUCCGCAUUAAUUCUUCAAGUGGGGUGAUCGAAGUUGACGGUCCCUUGGACCGUGAGGAGAAUGAGGAGGUGCGGCUGCAGGUGACGGCCACGGAGACGAAAAAUAACACCUACGGGCAGAUGGCCAAGACGAGCACAUGGGUGACACUGACUGUGACAGAUGUCAAUGACAACGUUCCUGAGUUUUUCAACUGCAGCUUCCCGAAGUGUGCUUUCUCUCCCCAAGAACGGCAAAAUAACUUCUCUGGCUCCGUGGACGAGCACGCAUCCACGCGCAUCCCCAUCGACAACCUCACCAUGGUGGUCUAUGACCCCGACAAGGGCACCAAUGGUACCUUCACGCUGACACUGGUGGGUCCCGGUUCCAACGCCUUCAGCGUCUCUCCAGAGCGUGCCUCGGGCUCAGCCGACGUGCAGGUGCUGGUGAAAAACUCGACGUUGGUGGACUUUGAGAAAACUCCAGUCAUCACAGUGAAGGUCGUGGCCAACGACACGGAAAGCGGCAACACCUCUGAAGCUAACGUGACCAUCUAUCUUCGAGACAUCAAUGACCACAGGCCCACCUUCCCCCAACAGCAGUACGACUUAAAGGUCCAGGAAAACUGCACAAAGAAUGUCGUCAUCGAAAACAUCACCGCGUAUGACGAAGACCAGGGCUACUGGGGCGAGAUCACGUACAGUCUGGUACCAGGAAGCGGGGCUGACAACUUUGAGGUGAAUUCUACAACGGGGGGACUGUUCGUGAAAGACUGUUCGUUGCUGGACCGGGAGAAGCAGUCCGUGUACUACCUCACGCUGCAGGCCACAGACAGCGGGGGUCAGUCUACCACCACCAACCUGCAGAUCACCCUGGAGGACAUCAACGACAACCCGCCCCAAGUCAUUGGCACCUACAACAUCUUCGUCGAGGAGGGAGAGAACAGUACAGUCUCUGAGUGUAUCCAGGCCAUUGAUGUCGACGAGCCAGGAACCAACAACAGUCUCCUGCAGUUCAAACUAGAAGACUCGAAAUACAGCAGUAACUUCUCAGUGAACGCCACAGGUUGCAUCUUCAAUAAGGGGCCCCUGGACAGAGAAGCCAUCGAUCGUGAGCUGGACGGUCGCAUCGUGCUGACGGUGAACGUCAGUGACUGUGGCAACCCAGUCCUGAGUACCUUGGUCAAUGUCACCAUCACCGUGGAGGACAUCAAUGAUAACAGCCCCGUCUUCAGCCUUUCCAGCUACAAUUUCUCCGUGAAUGAGAGAGAGUCUGAUGUUCAGGUGGGCGUGGUCGACGCCUGGGACGCAGACCAGACGACCGCCAACAACCGCAUCAGCUUCCGCCUCUCGGGCAGUGGAUCCAAUAACUUCAUCAUGAAAGCAAACUCCUCCUCCUCGCUGUCCCUGGGGCAGGCCGAGGGCCUCCUCUGGCUGCCCCCCGACGUGACCCUCGACUACGAGACCCAGAAAACUUACAACUUCAACGUGACGGCGGAGAACCCCGAUCCGGGCUCCCCUUCGGCCACGGCCAGCGUGGUCGUGUGGGUGCUGGACGUGAACGACGAGCAGCCCGUACUGGUGGCUUCCUCGCUGAAGGGCGUGACCGUGGCCGAGAACGGGACGCAGCAGGGCGAGGUGACUCAGGUGAAGGCCACGGACCCCGACACCACGGCCCAGCUGGAGAUCCAGCAGGUGAACGUCUUCUGUCACAAGGACGGGGCAGACGUGGGCAGCCUCUGCAGCGGCUGGUUCUCGGUGCUGCCCAGCGGCUCUGUGGUCAUCCGUGAGAGCACGGUCAUCGACUACGAGACCUGUGACCAGGUGACCCUGGUCGUGCGAGCCCAUGACAAGAACACAAAGAACAACUUCCAGGCUUACAGCAGCAAUGGAACCCUCGUCAUCACCAUCCAGGACGUGAAUGACAACGCACCCUAUUUUCUGCCGAUCGAUAAAACCUUCGUGAUCAUCUGGGAACUGAUGAGCCCGGGCAAGCAGGUAGCGGAUGUCCAGGCCAGAGACAACGACUCAGUGACAAACGGGAACAUCCGGUUCUCCAUCUCGAAAGUGGAAUUUGUUCCUAAGAAAGGACCCACGACCUCUUUCCCCCAGGGCUUCCGGGUCAUGACCAUCUCCGAGGGCAGAUUGUUCACUGGCAACAUUGAACUAGUGACCAGCCUCGACAAUAGACUCCAAGGCACCUACGAAGUGACAGUUCAGGCUCAGGACAUUCCUUCCAUCGGUUCCCCCCUCGAAACGCAAACCACCCUGAAUAUCUUCACCGUGGAUCAGAGUUACCGCAUAACCUUGGAAUUCUCCUCUAGCAAGGAUGAAGUGGGCGCCAACGUGGAGAAGAUUAAGACCGCCCUGGGCCUGGCCACCAGGACCACCGUCUACGUCGUGGACAUCAAGGACAAAGAUGCAGCUGCGCGGGCCCAAGGCCACACCUACCUGGACGCCUACUUUGUCUAUCCCAAUGGCACAGCCCUGACCCUUGACCAGCUGAGUGUGAUGAUUCGAGGCGACCAGAGCUCACUGAAGGAGUUACUGGAUCUGGGUCUGGUGGUGCUGGGUGCCGAAGACAAACAGAACUCGGACGUGACGCAAAGGCUCACCGGGGUCAUCAUAGGCCUGGGGGUCGCCCUGGCUCUGCUCAUUGCCAUCAUGACCACGGCCCUCGUGUGUGUGCGGAGGAGCUACAAACGGGAACUUCGGGCUGUGAAGGCUGCCAAGGAGGCCCGCCAGACUGUGCCCGGAGUGACAUCCACAUCCUCAGCCAUCCCCGGGACUAACGUGUACAACUCUGAUCGAGCCAAUCCCAUGCUGAAUCUCGCCACCAAGGAUCUGGGCUUCGAGUCUCAAUCCUCCUCUAGUGACGUGGACCGCACCAGUCUCAACUCCCUGGAUGAAAACUCUGUGGACCUGGGAAAGGAGAAGGAGAAGGUGGAAAAGAAGAAGGAGCCCCAGAAGAAGCAGAAGGAGGCAGCUAAAGUGCCCCAGCAGGAUCAGACGGAGAACAAGGACGAAGGGUUUCUGAGCGCAGUGCUGUCCGACAGAAAGGAGAGCACGAGUCGAGAGCAGAGAGUGGCCUUCUCCAACCCUACCUUCGACGACACCGAAGACUCCACUAUAUGAACUCUCCCCCCACCCCCACCCCCGCGCCCCCCGGCCCUGUUUUUCUGGCCAGCACCUCAGAA
Molecule: messenger RNA, 4018 nt
Organism: Sorex araneus (European shrew)
Lineage: Eukaryota; Metazoa; Chordata; Mammalia; Eulipotyphla; Soricidae
Gene: CDHR2
Product: cadherin related family member 2
Exons: 31
Coding region: 66-3956 (1296 amino acids)
Biological process (GO): homophilic cell-cell adhesion
Cellular component (GO): plasma membrane; catenin complex
Molecular function (GO): calcium ion binding; cadherin binding
Source: RefSeq, a predicted model, not a curated record